UUAAUUGAUUUCAUACGCUAAAGAGAACAGGAAGUGCCAUUACUUGCCAAACAGUAGCUCCACGACGAGGAACAGAUACAUGUCUGCUUCUUCUUCCUUUACAAACUCGAUGGCCGGCGAGGAGUCAAACGGCAGCGUUACAGUGCUUCCGGGUGUUGAAGACAAGUACGGUGGCGUGGUGACGGAGAUGAGUCAUCCCAUGGAUCCUUCUACCUUCUCUGCACUUCUCCGAACCUCUCUCUCUAACUGGACUCUUCAGGGAAAGAAGGGAGUGUGGAUCAAACUGCCAAGGCAUCUUAUUGGUCUAGCUGAAACUGCUGUUAAGGAAGGGUUCUGGUUUCAUCACGCGGAGAAGGACUACUUGAUGCUUGUGUAUUGGAUUCCCAAAGAAGACAAUACGCUUCCUUUCAAUGCAUCUCACCGUGUUAGUAUCGCUGCCUUUGUCAUUAACCACAACAAAGAGGUGCUAGUGGUUCAAGAGAAGACAGGAAGAACUAAAGGCAAAGGUAUCUGGAAGUUCCCCACCGGAGUAGUCAAUGAGGGUGAAAACAUCCAUGAUGGCUCGGUUAGAGAGGUUAAAGAAGAGACAGGAGUGGAUACUGAAUUUGUUCAAGUAUUAGCUUUCAGACAGACACACAAAACAUUUUUUGAAAAGUCAAAUUUGUUCUUUGUGUGCAUGCUAAAGCCUCUUUCUUUUGAGAUCAAUGCACAAGAAUCAGAGAUAGAGGCAGCUCAGUGGAUGCCAUGGGAGGAAUACACAAAGCAACCAUUCGUACAGAAUCAUGAGCUAUUAAGGUAUGUGACAGAGAUAUGCUCUGCUAAAACCAACGGAGACUACGAAGGCUUCACUCCUCUCAGCGUCUAUGAACAUGAUCAACAAGGCAACUUGUACUUCAACACCCGCGACCUCCAUCCCCGCCAUUAA
Messenger RNA from Eruca vesicaria subsp. sativa (arugula), 925 nucleotides. NCBI's taxonomy places the organism in Eukaryota, Viridiplantae, Streptophyta, Magnoliopsida, Brassicales, Brassicaceae. The record is from the annotation of a GenBank genome assembly.